AUGUUUCCCACGCGAGCUCUCUUCUCUCGCUCGGUCUGGAAGGGUGAAUAUAUACUAACAGAAGCUAUGAAUAGUCUCCCUCUCCCCCGCAAACUCCCCGCUCCGCCAGGAACACCACCGAUCAAGACGCAGAAGCGCGGCGCUACGAUCCUGCCUAACUUCGUGGGAUUGAAGUUCCAGGUUCACAAUGGGAAGAUUUAUCAGGAUGUUGUGAUUACGGAGGAGAUGGUCGGGAGGAAGUUGGGGGAGUUUGUUGCGACUCGGAAGAGAUUCACGUACAAGCAGUCGAAGAACAAAUGA
Messenger RNA from Aspergillus eucalypticola CBS 122712, 300 nucleotides. Its product is annotated as mitochondrial 37S ribosomal protein uS19m. Bases 1 to 300 code for a protein of 99 amino acids. Gene Ontology annotation, molecular function: RNA binding; structural constituent of ribosome. Gene Ontology annotation, cellular component: ribosome; cytosolic small ribosomal subunit. NCBI's taxonomy places the organism in Eukaryota, Fungi, Ascomycota, Eurotiomycetes, Eurotiales, Aspergillaceae. The record is from RefSeq and is a predicted model, not a curated record. Gene Ontology annotation, biological process: translation; ribosomal small subunit assembly. The transcript has 3 exons.